Molecule: messenger RNA, 858 nt
Organism: Parnassius mnemosyne (clouded apollo)
Lineage: Eukaryota; Metazoa; Arthropoda; Insecta; Lepidoptera; Papilionidae
Source: the annotation of a GenBank genome assembly
AUGAGGCGUAUAGUGUUGCCAGUGGAAGCUGAUAUAGUGUUAGUCGCAUCCACGGCAGCGGCACCAGCACCGUUUACAUUACCACUCUAUGCUGAGCCAUGUUACGACCCAGAACCAAGCCCCUGCUGUCCACCAUGCCCUGAACCAUGCACCCCACCUUGUUUAGAAACAAAUAACCCACCUUGCCCAUUACCACGUCCUCCGCAACCCGCCGAUCCUAACCUGCCACCACCAACUCCUGGUGGCAAUGGACCGAUUAGAGUCGUGAUAUCAAAGUCAAGCAUUCCUGAAAAAUUACGCUCAAUCGGUUUCCAAGCUGUACAAGUACCAGGUGGAACAUUCUUUGUUACCCAUACCCCUCCAGUACUCAUUCAGCCACCCCCCAUUUUAGUUAGACCAGCGCCACUUCGUCCGAUCACUCCUGCCGCUAUUACUGUGCAGCCCCCGCAACAACCACCUAUAGUGCCUCCACGUAUAGUUGUAAGGCCUGCACCUUUGCCCCCUAUAACACCUCCUCCUAUCCGCGUACAACUACCCCGGCCUAGUCCAAUCCAACCGAAACCCGUUGUUAUAAGGCCACCAAAACCAGCACCUAUUCAACCGCCACCAAUCACUGUAACGCAGCCACAGCCUCCUCCAAUAAAUCCACCCCCAAUUGUCAUCCGACGACCCACACCACCGACAGUCCAACCGCCAACAAUAUGCAUUCCUACGUCAGCUAUUUUCAAAGGCGAAUCUGGAAUACGGUAUCCAGGUAUACCCGAACCUUGUAUACAGUAUCCUGGUAUACCUGAACCUUGCUCUGUUCCGUGCCCAAGUCCAUGUUCAUGUCCAUACUGUUCUAGCCCGUGCACUUAA